UCCGUUUUCCAUCUUCACUUAAAGUCUCAAACAUGUCAGAUCCUCUAAAUGCUGCUAGCCUUUUGGGCCUUCUUCCAACGUUACUACCUCAGGGAACAACAUCGCCCUUGCCGCUCUCCACCGACGCCAUUGCGGCCUUGGUACACGCAAUCCAUACCGCCCUUCAAUUCCGCCUAAUCUCGCCUGCGCCUCAGCCAGUAGAUGAUAACUCCAAGUUAGAACAACCAAGGUCUGGUGGCGAUAACGAUGAUGCCAUGUCUGAAGUUACAGCGGUCGAGCAGGAGGACAAUUCACAACCGCCCAUUGGACGACUUGCCGAAGGGUGGAACAGUCGAGGUGAAGAUUCCUACUCAUUCCAGUACCGGCAUGAUCAAAGUGCUAUGAAUUUUAGGGUCAGAGUAGGGAAAAUGGGCAACAGAGUUCAGAUCGACGCUAUGGCUGAGGAUGGUGAACCACAUAAUCUGUCUGUUGUCAGAUCUGAAUUAGUAGAUUCCGGGCUGUUCCCAAUCCCGAGCUCGGCCACUGCUUCAUCAGCUUCUAACCAAGAAUCACCAGAUGCUUCUGCUACUGCAGUCGGGUUUAAAUCAAUGAACGACGUCAAGACAUUCGUUGAAAAGUAUAGUCGCGACGUCAUCUCAAGACUGUUGCCCGGGCUCUCAAUUCCAGGGUACAGCCAGGUAUCCGGCUCUGAUCCUCGUGGUCCUCCUCCGGCUGGAGCGCCACAAGGGAGCGAACCAUCUCCUGCGCGUCCUUCGGUCCCAAGGACUGGUGACCCACUUCUGGACAAUAUAAACAACAUCAACCCAUCCGGCCGGAACCCAGCUUCUCUCGGACACCGCGACCUCGAUCCUCUUGCGUCCCUCCGUCCACCUGGAUCGUUCAAUCCUAACAGAGAUGGCGGUGGGAUGCUGAUGGAUUUUAACCAUCCCAUGUUUGAUUCUCGCCGUGGUCGAGGUUUGGGCGACCCGGAUCUUGAUGGGCCGGGUGGUUCAGUCCAGCCUCCAGGAUCGAGGUGGGAUCCUGUAGGCCCCUCUCCUGAUGGAGUGGGCGGUGGAGGGAUCUUCCCUGGAGUAGGCGGCAAUCCCCUUGGGGGUGUGGGGAGAGGUGAUAGGGAUAGGUGGGGAGAUGAGAUGCCUCCUCCUGGGGAGUUUGGGCCUGAUCUGGGAAGAUUUGGAGGCGGUAAUGGAAUUGGUGGGCCGUUGGGUGGGGGUCGUGGGGGGGGAAGGUUCGGUGGUGGUGGUGGAUUCGGGGGCGGAGGUGGUUUUGGAGGCAAUAUGUACAUGUAAACCUGUAAUCAGAGGGUAGAGAGCAUCGAGUGCUGU
Molecule: messenger RNA, 1322 nt
Organism: Cryptococcus deneoformans JEC21
Lineage: Eukaryota; Fungi; Basidiomycota; Tremellomycetes; Tremellales; Cryptococcaceae
Product: expressed protein
Exons: 3
Coding region: 33-1286 (417 amino acids)
Biological process (GO): proteasome-mediated ubiquitin-dependent protein catabolic process
Molecular function (GO): proteasome binding; endopeptidase inhibitor activity
Source: RefSeq, a predicted model, not a curated record